CUUUUUUUUUUUAUUGUUUUGUAGAGAAAGUCUGUGAUUGCAGUGAGCUUCAUAGCAGCAUUUCUUUUCCUGCUGAUCGUGCGUCUUGUGAAUGAAGUGAAUUUCCCCUUGCUACUAAACUGCUUUGGACAACCUGGUGCAAAAUGGAUACCAUUCUCCUACACGUACAGGCGGCCCCUUCGAACUCAUUAUGGAUAUGUGAAUGUGAGAACACAAGAGCCUUUGCAACUGGACUGUGACCUUUGUGCCAUAGUGUCAAACUCAGGUCAGAUGGUUGGCCAGAAGGUUGGAAAUGAGAUAGAUCAGUCUUCCUGCAUUUGGAGAAUGAACAAUGCCCCCACCAAGGGUUAUGAAGAAGACGUUGGCCGCAUGACAAUGAUUCGAGUUGUGUCCCAUACCAGUGUUCCUCUUUUGUUAAAAAACCCUGACUAUUUUUUCAAGGAAGCCAACACUACUAUUUAUGUUAUUUGGGGCCCUUUCCGCAAUAUGAGGAAAGAUGGCAAUGGCAUCGUUUACAACAUGUUGAAAAAGACGGUUGAUGUCUAUCCAAAUGCCCAAAUUUAUGUGACCACAGAGAAACGCAUGAGUUACUGUGAUGGAGUCUUUAAGAAGGAGACUGGGAGAGACAGAGUCCAGUCUGGCUCUUAUCUCAGCACGGGGUGGUUUACCUUCAUUCUGGCCAUGGAUGCCUGUUACGGCAUUCACGUCUACGGGAUGAUAAAUGACACCUACUGCAAGACCGAAGGGUAUAGAAAAGUCCCCUACCACUACUAUGAACAAGGACGAGACGAAUGUGAUGAAUAUUUUCUUCAUGAACAUGCACCAUAUGGGGGGCAUAGGUUUAUCACUGAAAAGAAAGUGUUUGCAAAAUGGGCCAAGAAACACAGGAUAAUAUUUACACAUCCAAACUGGACAGUGUCCUGAUGUUGGUUUCUCUGAUCUUGCCAUUAUACUUGACAUGGUCAUGAUACUGCAACUGUGAUGCUGGUAUGAUGGUGGUGAUGAUAAAGACAACAAUGAUGAUCAAGUUCCUGUACAUUCUCAGAUGUGGAUGGUGAAUCUGCUAGUAAUUUCAACUGGGAUGCGGUGGAGGGUGAUUGUGUUCAUUGUGUUCUUUCUGAAGGUUCAGCUCUACACACUGCACUUUAUAUUUUAACUGGAAUUGAAAUGAAGGCCAGUGACAUGACAACUGUGACGAGAGAAAUGGGAUUACCCUUCAGGGUAGCUGCUCAAAAUUCUUAAGCAGUAACUUCCAAAAGUCAUGGAAUGUGGCCUCACGAGGCAAGGUUAUUGACUCCAUGGCUUCUUGAACUUGAGAAGCUCCCCUGUCUUGAAGAAUGGUUGUCACAAACACUGACCCAAGGAAAUGCUAUCAGGGUACAAGUAUCUUACCACAGCUACUAGUUAAUCUGGGGAAGGGAAAAUAUCUCUUCCUUAUACACCAUCUUUCUGUAGUACUUCCUACAGCUAAAGCCUCAGGCCAUUACCCAAUUAACAAUGAAGAUAUCAUGGACUUCCUACACAUUGGAGUCACUUGAAUAUCUCAAAUACUAAAUUCACAAUUAGCCAAGUAGUAAGUUUGAUGAAUUUCCACUCUCACCACUCCAUUCUUACUGCCCAAAACAAUAUAACUAAACAUUUAUUAGAAUGCUCUAUGUUAAUGUUUAGUUAUUUUUGUUGAAUCCUAAUGAUGUCCAAAGGCUAUUUAACAUGUAAGAUACCAACUUCAACACUGUAGUAACACAUACUGUGAAAACAUUCCUAAAAUAUAACCAAAGGGUCUCCCAACUCUACUUCAACAUCCAACAACACAAGUGUAUAUGCUUUUUAAAAUCAUGAAACAGGGAAAGCAAAGCAUAUUUUUACAUCAAUUUAUAUCCUAUCAUACUUCAUAAUAUAUAUUUGUAUAAUCAAAUUUCUAUUUUAUAGGCCCAAGAUGUCUCACUCCAUACAUUGUAUUAGUAUUGCCAAGUGCCAACUCUUAGACAUGGAGAGAAAAUGAGUCUUUGUAUUAAAUCUGACCAGAGCUUUUGCCUUCUUGGGGCUUAUUCUCCCCAUUGUGUAUGAGUUGUUAUACCAUAAUAACAACAAAAAUAAUGACCUUACUAUCCAAAGUGCUUUGUCAUUUAGAAUCCUUUUACAUAUGCUGUACCAUGUGAUGGCCAUGCCCAUUUUUUGGGAUUAUUGCCCACCCACUGUGCCAUCUGUUAAGUACAUGAUCUAUAAUUUGUUAAUUGUUCUGACUUAUUCCAGAUUGCUUUUCUUGCUAAUAUGUGUAUAGGAUAACAUUUAUGUAGACUAGUAAGCAAUCGAUUUCAGUGCCAAAUGCAAUAUAUUAUAUCAGGAUUGCACACACAAAAAUAUGUUCUUGGCCAUUGACUAAGAUUAUGAGCUUAGGUACUUUUGAUUUUUCUUUUUAAUGGAUCUGUUCAAAUGUGGAAAAGCUGAGGAAGCAGGGACAGCAGGAAAUACUGAGAGCAGAGAAAUAUAGUUUCCUGUCCCAGUCUUGAGACAACUCUCUUCACUGUAUACUAAUUGCUAAUUGAAUGUUGGAGUGUUGCCUGGCUAAAAGAAUAGCUAAGAAUCCAAAGACAUCCACACACAAUGAUUCAACAGACAGAAGCCAGGCUCAACUUAAAGACUAUUUUGGAGGCUGGAAGCAAUGAUGCAUUUCACCACAGGUGCAUUGAGCAGGUCUGUAUCAGUGCUAAAUAUCAUGAGCUAUCAUUAGAAUGUGCCAUCCUAGGUAAAACCCUCUUUUCUGCUCUGUUUGCUAUUAUGAUACCCCAGUACUCAUCCAUAAAAUUACCAAGCUCCAGUUCCAUUGUUGGAGCAAGUUAUUAUUUUAUUGUUUCCUUAUGUGAUUUUCAGUUUUGUGAAUGUUAGUUGUUUUUCUUUUUUCUUUAGUUAAUGAUGGAUAGAAAUGCCAACUAAAGGAAAAAUAGAUACAAAGGUUAAAACUGUAAUACAGGCUGUUUUUUCCCCCUGUUGUGAAACUGAAGUUCUACUUUUAAAAUAAAAAGGAAUCCUUAAUUAAUCAGAA
Messenger RNA from Oryctolagus cuniculus (rabbit), 3043 nucleotides. The record is from RefSeq and is a predicted model, not a curated record. Lineage: Eukaryota; Metazoa; Chordata; Mammalia; Lagomorpha; Leporidae.